AUGGCGUCGACGUCCUACCGCGUCGCGGGGACGGUGCCGCUGCUCGAGCCGCUGGUCAAGUUCCCGCGCCUCAUGGCCUUCCUCAACCACUUCAUACAUGACAAGUGGCGCUCAAAGGACCGGCUGGCAGAGUUUGUGCGUCUGCAUCAUCAUCAGGACGACGACGGCCAGAGCCAGAGUCAGAGGAGACGACCCGAGUACCACAUCUCUAUCCUCCACGGCGAGGACGACUACGACAUACCCUGGACGCACAGCGAUCAGCUCUUCUGGCACGCCGUUAGCGCUACCGAACCCACCGGCAUCACGUACGAGGAGCUGGAGAAGGAGAAGUCCGACACCAGGGUGGACUUGGGUGCUGGCGGGUGGAUGGUGGAGCGUAGGUCUUCGAGGGGCGUCAUCACCGAGCAGAUUCUCAAAAACGGUCUGCACGACAGGAUCAUGGGGUAUCCAGUCGUCAGCCUGGCGAUUUACAAGGCAUUCAACCACGAGUGA
This is a messenger RNA of Geosmithia morbida, 492 nucleotides long. RefSeq names its product abhydrolase domain-containing protein 12. The record is from RefSeq and is a predicted model, not a curated record. The transcript is spliced from 2 exons. NCBI's taxonomy places the organism in Eukaryota, Fungi, Ascomycota, Sordariomycetes, Hypocreales, Bionectriaceae. Bases 1 to 492 code for a protein of 163 amino acids.